Oldenlandia corymbosa var. corymbosa is the source of this 1515-nucleotide messenger RNA. Lineage: Eukaryota; Viridiplantae; Streptophyta; Magnoliopsida; Gentianales; Rubiaceae. The record is from the annotation of a GenBank genome assembly.
AAAAAAAGAAGCACGUUACUCUUUCUCCUACUUUCUCAAAUCCAUUCGUAUAUAUCACACACCAAAAAAUCCUUAAAACUCCAAACUUACCUCCAACCUCCAGCCUCCCCCGCCGCGAGAAUCGCCGGAACUCUAAUCCCCGCCACCGUGAACGAUCGCCGAGAAAUUCACCUCCCCUGAGGCAAAGAAUCCCCGUCGAACAAACCGAUGGCGAAGAAGAGGAAGUCGGUGGCGUCGAGCCUGGACGAGGUGGAUCGGACCAUGUACUCCACAUUCAGCAGCACCGCCAAUUCCCUUACUCAGCUUUACACUCAGGCCAUGAACCAACAAAAGCUUUCCUUUCAGGCCGGUGAACGCCAUGGCUUGGAAAAACUUUAUCACUGGAUCUUGAGACAGCAAGAGGGUGGAUCAAGAGUGGCAACAAUUGAUGUGAUUAACUAUCUCCAGAAUGAACUGGAUUAUUCUGGGGAAGAACCUCCCGUUUCACCAAGAGCACCUGCACAACAACAUUUGCAGUCUGCACAGUUUGGAAACUCUGCUGUCCUGGUUUCUUCUGGUUCAUCUGGAGUGCUUCCUGCUGCUCAGUCAUUUCGACCCGAGCCUUGUGAUUCACAACCGAAAAAUUAUGUGUUCUCAAAUGCUCUUUCAAGCCCCGUCCGCCGUAGUCUUCAGAAUUAUCAUGUUUCUCCUGGGGGCUACUUCCAAAGUAGUGGUCAACCAGCCGCAAAUGGAAAUAGAGGCAAUGAAUCUGGUUUCAUUCAUCCACACAGUAGGGAUCCGAAUCCUGGAAAUUCAAAUGAUUCCACCAUGGAUAUGCAUGCAGAUUAGUCCAGAUCAUGAGUCUAGUUACUGAAACUUGCAUACCGUGAACUGCAUCAUGUGUGUUUUGCGAAAAAGGUAUUGGAAAAAGGUAUUCAUGUUUGUUUUUGAUGUCAUCAUUACUGCAGUUCCGACAAUGAUCAAUUGGGAGUGUUUGGUUGGCUGUUAUAAACAAGGUGGAGCUAGGUAGAUUGUGAAGUUGGAGUUUGGCAUGAUUAAUGUUUUAACUUUGUGGACUGAUGAACCAAGACAGCGACAUGAUGAGAUUGAAAAUGUACUCAAUUUGUUGACCAGUUAGUUGUUGUUUUCCUUCUAGUUGUAUGUAAAUUAAGAAGUUCUCUUAUAGAUUUACAUAGGAGUAUCUGAAUGUCUAUGUUUUCAGCAUUUCUUUUUUAUAGUUUUUCCCACUCUUCUGUUUGGGGACAAAGGGACUCAAUUGAAUAAUAGGGAGGAGAAGAACAAAUUCUGAUUAAAAAUUUUAUUAGUCUGAUAUUAUUUUUUUAAAAAACAAAACAGGAUCUAGAUGUUAGAGAAAUUUUUUAGAGAAAAAAAAAUGAAGAAAAAGUCGCUACAAAUCUACAAUUAUUGUUUGAGCAGCAAUCCAAAACCGUGGAAAAAGGGCCAGAACACAAAAUAAUAAUCAAACGAAGAUUAAUAACAUGUACGAUUUCACCGAUGGGGAAUGAUUUGAAGGCC